AUGUCUAUCCUCAAAUCAAAUAACUAUUAAAACAAAAAAUAAUAAGGAUUUUCUUUAAAUGAUGAGUUGGGAAAAUUGUUAUCACAUCAAAUAAUGAUUUAAACUAAUGAGUCGAAUUCAUUUUUAGAUUUCUCUUAAAUUGAAUAAGAAUCAGAACCUCGAACAUCAAAAAAGGUUAGAAAAAACCCUAAAGAAAAUGAAGAUGACUCUUGGGAUGAAGAUUUUAAAUACAUUUAUCAAUUUAGAACUAGCUUUAAAACAAGAGGGAAAUAAGUCUAAUUAAGAGAAUAUUAUUUAGAAUAAAUAGAAAAUGAUUAAAUAUUUUGGAAAUGUGUUCCUCAUCCAAAAUUAUUAGAAUUUUUAGAGACUCAUAAUUAUAAUGAUAUUUAUGAAUAUGUCAAAUAUUGUAACAAAUAAGGACUAUUACUAGAAUACCCGAUUAAAAAAUGUAUAUCAAUUAUUUAUACUUAGACUAUUAGGAGUAAAUAGAGAUCCCUAAAUAUAACUAUUAUUAAAUGAAAGAAAUUCAUGAAAAAAAUUAUAUUUAGAGAUCCAUAGAAAGUUUAGUUGAUGAAGUUAAAAAAUUAAAAAUUACAAAAGGAUCUGAUUUUCCAAAAACAAAUAAUGGAAACCUGGUUAAAUUCUAUACUCCGGAGGAAAUAUAAUAAGAAUAUCGAAGAUAAGAAUAAAUAAAAAAUAAAUAAAGAGAGUUAGGGAGAUAAAUUAAAGAGAGAAAAUUAUAAAAUGAUAAUAAAGCUUAGGAACUAAAACCAAUUUAUGAAGAAUUUCCUCUCGAUUAACCAAUAAAUGAAGAUACUAUAAAAGCAUGUAUAUUGGAAUUCAUAAAAAUCAAUUUUUCAAUUGUUGAAUAAUUCUAACCACAAUAAAAAAUGAAAGAUGUAAUUUAGGAGGAUGAAAUUGAUUAUGAUUUUCUCUCAGAUGAUUCUUUGAAAGAUAUAUGUUCUACACAUCCACGAGAGAGAAAGAAUUUUUAUUCAUUAAAUUUUGCUAAUAGAGUGCAAGCCAUUUAAGUUGUCAAUUUUUUCAGAUUCUAAAAGGAUGAAGCUAUAGUAUGA
This is a messenger RNA of Paramecium sonneborni, 1076 nucleotides long. The record is from the annotation of a GenBank genome assembly. Lineage: Eukaryota; Ciliophora; Oligohymenophorea; Peniculida; Parameciidae.